Messenger RNA from Phytophthora sojae, 4275 nucleotides. RefSeq lists its product as hypothetical. Lineage: Eukaryota; Oomycota; Peronosporomycetes; Peronosporales; Peronosporaceae. Bases 1 to 4275 code for a protein of 1424 amino acids. Gene Ontology annotation, cellular component: membrane. Gene Ontology annotation, molecular function: ATP hydrolysis activity; P-type transmembrane transporter activity; ATP binding. The record is from RefSeq and is a predicted model, not a curated record. The transcript has a single exon.
AUGGUGCGUACCUCGCUGCUACUGGCGGCGCUGCCCGCGCUGGUGGCCGGCACGGCGUCCCAGCUGGACUACCCGGCGUGCGCCAUCAACCACUCGCCGCAGUACUACUGCUGCGACCUGGGCACGCCCGAGGGCUCCGACGUCUCCAACGGCCUCGUGUACGUGCGCUACAACAAGCCGCAGGGCGCGGGCUUCUCGAGCUACUACGACGAGGGCUGGCAGAAGAGCCGCCAGGUCAACUACGACCCCGACGGAGACGUCUCGCUCUACGCGCCCAGCACGCCCAGCUACGUCUACGGCGAGGCCGACCGCACCUGCCGCCUGCGCGACGUGGCCGUCAACGGCGCGGUCGUGAGCACGCUGCAGUGCACCUUCGCGCCCUCCGGCAGCGAUGCCAUCUACACGCAAAACACGUCGCUGGCCGAGGACUCGACCGACACGUCCGUCUUCUGGUCGUCCACGCCCAACCCGCGCAACAACAACGCGUCGCUGCCCAUUGGCGCCGUGUGCCGCAGCAUCAUGCUGGACGACGGCACGGUGAACGCCACGGCCAAGAGCCUCUGCACGUCGCAGUCGGGCACGUCGGUCUACCGCUUCACCACGUUCACGGAGACGCCGCUCGUGGUCGUCUACGCCAUCUACGCCGUGUGCUUCCUCAGUCUGGCCUGCUGGGCCGCGCUGCGCACGCUGCUCGGCGUGCGCCGCUCGUCCGACGCGGCCGCGCCGCUCACCGACAUCGCGGACGGCGACAAGAAGCUGCUGGACCACCGCGGAGGCCCCGAGACGCCCGGCAUCAAGACGUCCGUGACUCGGCCGUCGCUGGCCGACCGCCCGUCCGAGGUGCAGCUGCGCAACAGCACCGAGGACAUCGUGCAGACCGGGUACACGGACUCGGUCGUGGGCUACGUGGUCUUCGGCUACUUCGUGCUCAUGACGGUGCUGCUCAACAUCCCCAUCAUCCUGACCAUCCGCGACAACCAGGGCAAGCUGGCCACGGACAAUUACGCGGCGUGGUUCAACCCCACGACAGUCGUCAUCAAGGUCUUCAUCUCGCUCUGGGUCAUUGCCACCGUGUGGUUCGUCGUCGUGGUCGUCUACCGCUUAAAGAUCCUUAACUUCUUCCGCUACCCGACGGCGCUGGACAAGUGCACGCGCGUGCUCAUGUACAAGCCUGAGGUGACGGAGACCAUGCUCGCGGACCGUUCGGGCGUCGCGCAGAUGGUGCUCAAGUUCGAGAGCUUCCUCUUCCCGCACUCGCGCCAGGGCGUCGAGGAGACCGUGACGGUGCACACAACCGCGGAGGGCGCGCGCUACCUAGAGUUCCAGCACCUGCGCUACACGUACGACGACGUGGAGGGCAAGUUCAUCCCGGGCUCCGUGGUGCUGCCGGACACGUACGACAAGAUCCUCUCGGACUCGCAGGGCCUGACCACCGACGAGCACUCGCGUCGCCAGGACAUCGUGGGCCGCAACGCCAUCGAACUGGAGAUGCCGUCGUGGGCCACGUCCGUCGUGGACGAGUUUUUCUCCUUCUUCUACAUCUACCAGCUCAUGUGCUACUACGUCUGGUACUUCACCGACUAUGUCUGGGUGUCCGUGCUCAACACGGUAGUCAUCGCGCUGGCCGCGGCCUUCAACAUCUACGCCAAGCGCAGCAUGCUCGCGUCCGUCGUGCAGAUGACGCACUACGUGGCCGACGUGACGGUCAAGCGCGACGGCGAGUGGUCCACCAUCAAGUCGUCCGACUUGGCCCCCGGAGACCUCGUGCGCGUGGCCGAGAACUGGGAGUUGCCGUGCGACCUGGCGAUCGUCAAGGGCUCGACGGUGUGCGACGAGUCCAUGCUCACGGGCGAGUCCAUGCCCGUGCAAAAGUUCCCGCUGCCCAACGACAGCAGCGACGUCUACGACGCCGAGGGCAACGGCAAGAAGUACACGCUCUUCUCCGGCACGAGGACGCUGGCCUCGGGCCGCGACGAGGAGAUCCUGGCCAUCGUGCAGGCCACCGGCGCGCACACGAGCCGCGGCCAACUCGUGCAGGCCAUCCUGUACCCGGCCCCGAUCCGAUUCAAGUACGAUGAGCACCUCAAGGCCGUCUUCUCCGUGCUGUUCGUCAUUGGCCUCAUCGCCGCCUACUUCGCCAUGAAGUUCCUGAUCGAGAACGCCGGUCUCAGCAACACGCUCUUCGCCUUCGUGUACGGCAUGUUCAUGUUCAGCGCCGUGUUGAACCCGCUGCUGCCCGUUGUGAUGACCAUCGGUCAGGUGAACGCGGCCAAGCGCCUCCAGAAGCAGGACGUCUUCUGUCUGAACCCGCAGCGUAUCACGCUCUGCGGUAAGGUCCGCGUCUUCUGCUUCGACAAGACCGGCACGAUCACCAAGGAGGGACUGGACUACCGUGGCUGCGUCCCCAUCGGCGAGUCGGGCGAGUUCCUGCCGGAGUUCAACGACAUGACGGACGCGUCCCUGAACCAGAUGAUGAAGUUCUCGCUGGCGUCGUGCCACGCCGUGGGCUCGCUCAACGGCGAGCUGGUGGGCAACGAGGUCGAGGUCAAGAUGUUCAAGAGCACGCAGUGGAAGCUCAUCGAGCUGGAAGGCCAGCUGCCCGUUGUGGAGUCGGCCGACGGCUCCGAGGAGCUCGAGUUCGUCAAGCGCUUCGAGUUCGACCACCACCGCAUGUCCAUGAGCGUCGUGAUGAAGCAGCGCAGCACCGGCAAGCUCAUCGUCUUCUGCAAGGGCUCGUACGAGAAGAUGGCGUCCGUGUCCAGCAGCAACUCGAUCCCGGCUAACUACUUCGAGACGGCCGAGAACCUGGCCAAGAACGGCUGCUACGUGCUCGGUAUCGCCUUCAAGGAGAUGCCGUCCAUGAGCGAGGCCGCGCUCGCCGCCUUCCUGGCCGACCGUGACGCUGUCGAGGAGUCUCUGGCGCUGCUGGGCCUGAUCAUGUUCCGCAACGAAAUCAAGGAGGACUCGCGCGACGCGAUUCUCACUUUGAAGCAGGGCGACAUCCGCCCGGUGAUGAUCACGGGCGACAACGCCAUGACUGGUUGCUACAUUGCCCGGGCCAGUGGCAUGGUGGAGGAGGACUCGCAGAUGGUGCUGGGCGACAUGGUGGCCGACGAGAAGGUCGGCAGCAUGCUCGUGUGGAAGGAUGUGGACUCGCAGCAGGUUUUCUCGUUCGAUGACAUCCGCGACAUGGUCGAGGCCGUGGAUACCAAGGUGGAGCUGGCUGUGACCGGCAAGGCCUUCGACUUCCUGGUCAAGAUGGGCGACAUCCACAAGAUCCUGCUCAAGACCCGCAUCUUCAGCCGCAUGACGCCUCAGGGUAAGGUGGACUGCGUCAAGCUUCACAUGGGAACGGGAUCGGUGACCGGAAUGUGCGGUGACGGCGGCAACGACUGCGGCGCUUUGCGUAUCGCGCACGUCGGCGUGGCGCUCAGCGAUGCUGAGGCUUCCGUGGUGUCUCCGUUCACGAGCAAGGCCCGGUCGCUCAAGGCCGUGGUGGACCUGGUGCUUGAGGGCCGCGGAGCGCUGGCCACGUCGUUCGCGAGCGUCAAGUACCUCAUCAUGUACGGCCUCAUCGGUAUCGGCUGCCGUACCGUCAUGUACUACAACGGCGUCUUCAUCUCGCAGUUCGGCUUCAUGUAUCUGGACGGCGCCAUCCUGGUCGGCAUCUCGUACGGCCUCACGCGCGCUCGGCCGCUCACGACAAUGGGCUCGCAGCGCCCGACCUCAAGUCUCGUGGGCCCCACGACCGUGUGCUCGCUCAUCGGCGCGUCCGUGAUCCACUGGCUGUUCCUGUACGGCGCCAUCCACGACCUGACCACACAGCCCUGGUACUGCCCGUUCCAGCCGAGCGACGUCAACCUGGUGCAGUGGUGGCUGCUGCAGGACAGCAACCUGGGCUCGACGCUGUGGUUCAUCAUCUGCUUCCAGCAGAUGUCCACGGGCCUCACCAUGGGCCUGGGCUCGCGCUUCCGCCGCCCGAUCUGGCACAACGUCUUCCUGCUCUUCUGGUACGCGCUGCUCUUCGUGGUGCUCGUCGUCAUGUUCGUGGGCCCGCCUUCGCGCUUCAGCGACCAGUUCCGCGUGGCCAGCAGCACCAACGUCGUGGGGCUGCCCGACAUCCCGCUACCCAAGGGCUUCCGCUGGGAGCUCUUCGGCUGGGGCAUCGCCGACACGGCCGCCGUGCUCAUCUUCGAGCACUUCUUCGUGCUCGGCUACGUGCGCGACUUCUUCCGCGCCAAGUACCACCGGGACGCGCUCCCCAUGAAGCUCUAG